GCACCUUCAUUUGGGUCAAAUUUAUUGCGCAAAUGAGAGCAAUCCCACGAAAAAUAUGGGCACUCGAGAUUUUCAAAACCUGUCUGGAUUAUACUAGUCCUGCCUCACUUUAAAUGUAUCAGAAUGUCAACGACGGUUUCUCAACGAACUUGAUACUUUUUUGAGGAGAAACGUUUAAAACGUGUGUUGGUUGUCAUGUGUUUCUAGCCUAUUUGUUAUAGUGAAGGGCUUCAUAUGUCGAUUGGAGCAUCAGUCGCGAAUGUCACUUUCCCCUGAUCACUAUAGCAUACAUAGGUCAGUGACUAGUGUUACCAACCGCAAGACUCCUGCAGGACCGGUGGCGAUUUUUAUUUAUUGUAAAAAUGAACCUUAUUGGGAGCUACCAGCAUCAUCAUCUGAUGCACGACACGUUUCCAUUCGUCCAGAGGUGUCAUCAAGAUAACCCCUACUUCCAAAGCUGGGUGGUGAACAACGGCGAAGUCCCCCCUGACUUCCAGAUGCCUUACUCCACGGAGUUCGGGGCUCCGGGUCCGGCGCACGAAAGCCAGCUGGAUGCUCUCUCGGCAUGCAUGGGGAAGAGGAGAGCCUCGGGGCCGAAGAAGGAGCGGAGGAGGACCGAGAGCAUCAACACCGCGUUCGCCGAACUGAGAGAAUGUAUACCAAACGUACCCGUAGACACGAAACUGUCCAAAAUUAAAACGUUACGACUAGCAACAAGUUACAUUGCCUACCUAAUGGACGUGCUGGCUAAAGACACUGGGGAGACCGAGGGAUUCAAGGCCGAAAUCAAGAAAUAUGAUAGAGAUUUGAAACGGAAACGGGAAACGGUAGGCUAUGUGAACUAUUUUAAUAAGCUGCCUUUUAUUUUUGCAUAGGCCUAGGCUAUAUAUAUAUAAAUAUAAAUAUAUAAAUAUUUUACUGUCCCAAAAAUCUAAAUGCAUAUUCUGCAAACUAUAGCAGCAUUGUAAAAAUAGUAUUUAUUGGAAUUAGGCUCACGUAGUCUACGUUCUGCCAUCAAGCUAAGUUAUUGUCUUAAUUAUUGAGUGUAGGCCUAUUUUAGGCAGAAUAUGAUGGAAUAUGCACCUUCGUGAUUGUGGUUUUAUCUGUUGAAACAAUGUUGAGGCCAUAAUGUUGUAAUUACUGUGUAGGCCUAUUCAAUUAAUGUUCAAAUGAAUUGUAUGUUUGUUGGCUCUGUAAAGCGAAAACAUUUAACAUUUUAUAGCAAUGAAAGUCACUAUACAAUCCCAUGUCAGAGAAAUCAUAUUUUGAGCUCAAUUGAACAAGCCUGAAAAGGCCUAUAAAGAGAAAUAAUAUAACAUGAUUCGACCUCUGGUUGUUAAUUUGCACAUGUAAUAGGCCUAAGUGUUUAUUUAAUUCAGGCCAUGUAAUUUUACAUUGAGUUUAAAAUCAGUCAAUAUUACAAUUGCAUAGUGCAUAUAUCAAUAUUGACUACAUUUGUAUUUUAUUUCACAGAACGAUGGCCUGCAAGAGUCAUUAGGAAACGAGAAAAAGUUCAAAGGACGGACAGGUUGGCCUCAGCAAGUCUGGGCUUUGGAACUGAACCAGUGAAUGUUUUGACCUCUGAGCACAGCAGCAUGCAACCCACUCAAAGACUCCGUAUUCAAUCACGUCGCUGCAAGGAAUACAACCACUUAUACACAUCUACUGUAUAUACGUGCAAUGUUCAAAUUCAAACAAGGUGGACUUGGUAAAAUGCAAUAUUAUGCAAAUAAUUCAACAACUGCCUGGUAAAC
Molecule: messenger RNA, 1754 nt
Organism: Coregonus sp. 'balchen'
Lineage: Eukaryota; Metazoa; Chordata; Actinopteri; Salmoniformes; Salmonidae
Source: the annotation of a GenBank genome assembly